Linum tenue is the source of this 309-nucleotide messenger RNA. The record is from the annotation of a GenBank genome assembly. NCBI's taxonomy places the organism in Eukaryota, Viridiplantae, Streptophyta, Magnoliopsida, Malpighiales, Linaceae.
AUGGCUUGGGUUCAGCUGCCGGAGCUUCCGGUACAAUUCUAUCACAGAGAAGUUUUGUUUGCGCUGGGGAAUCUCAUUGGAAGAACAAUCAGGCUAGAUUAUCAUACAGAGCAGCUGGAAAGGGGGAAAUUUGCUAGAUUAGCAGUGGAACUAGACCUCUCAAAGUCCCUACCUACAAGAAUAUUUCUCGACAACUUCUGGCAGGGAAUUCUAUACGAAAUCUUCAAACAAUUUGUUAUAGUUGUGGGCGGACUGGUCACGACGAGGAUGCUUGUUCGCUCAAGAAAUAAGAAACCUCUUUGGCUUUGA